Molecule: messenger RNA, 2133 nt
Organism: Diplodia corticola
Lineage: Eukaryota; Fungi; Ascomycota; Dothideomycetes; Botryosphaeriales; Botryosphaeriaceae
Product: disulfide isomerase
Exons: 3
Coding region: 1-2133 (710 amino acids)
Cellular component (GO): endoplasmic reticulum
Molecular function (GO): protein disulfide isomerase activity
Source: RefSeq, a predicted model, not a curated record
AUGCGCCUGCUCUCCUCAUUCCUGUCGCUCGCACUGCUCUCUUCUGCCUUCGCGUCGCCUCCCACCAAGGACCCGAAGGAUCUCGAAGAUGAGACAGCUGUGACCGUGUUCAACGGCAAGGAGGUGCCGCCCAUGAACCAGUUGAGCACCGACAACAUCGACAGCAAGAUCGCCAAGGGCAACUGGCUCGUGGAAUUCUUUUCGCCCUAUUGCCACCACUGCAAGGCCUUCGCUCCGACCUGGCAGACCCUCUACGAGUUCUACUACACACAAGACCCGCUUCCCGGCUCCGAUUCGAAGGACGGCGACCACCUGAACACGUUUUCGCGCUACUACGACUUUAAUUUUGCACAGCUCAACUGCGCUGCUUACAGUGACGGUUGCGCCGCCAAGGAUAUCCGCUCGUAUCCCUCCAUUGUGUUCUUCAAGGACGGCAAGGAAGUCAAGAAGCACGUUGGUGCCGACAAGCUCAAGUUCUUCGCCGACUGGAUCGAGGAGUCUCUGGAAACCAUCAGGCCUGGUUCUCGGCCCAAGGAUGGCCUAAAGCUGCCCGAAGUUGGUGCAAAGGGCGUCGAGUCCAAUGCGAAGCCCGAUGAGCCCGCCAACAAGGACAAGAACCCUGCUGCUGGUGCCGCCGCCGCAAGCGAGCACAAUGAAAUUGCCACCAAGGCUGCGGUUGCUGCCGCUGCCAAGGAGACUGGCACCAAGACAAAGCAAAAGCCGGAACGUAACCCCCAAGGUACCUCCAUCCCGCUUACUGCGGAGAGCUUCCAGAAGCUGGUCACUAUGACCGAAGACCCGUGGUUUGUCAAGUUUUACGCGCCUUGGUGCCACCAUUGCCAAGCCAUGCAGCCAAAUUGGGCGUCCAUGGCCCGUGAGAUGAAGGGCAAGCUCAAUGUCGGCGAAGUCAACUGCGAUGCUGAGAAGAGGCUCUGCAAAGAUGCGCACGUGAAGGGCUAUCCCACCAUUCUGUUCUUCCGCGGAGGCGAGCGCGUUGAGUACGAUGGUCUACGCGGCGUUGGUGAUCUCAUCAGCUACGCGAACGGUGCUCACGAGAGCAGUGAUGGUGUUCCUGAUGUCGAUGCUGAGUCCUUUGCUGAGCUGGAGAAGAGAGAGGAGGUCAUCUUCCUCUACAAUUACGACCACGCUACAACCAGCGAGGAUUUCGCGGCAUUGGAGAGGUUGACGCUCAGCCUGAUUGGACACGCAAAGCUAGUCAAGACCAAGGACCCCAAGUUGCAUGACAGGUUCAAGAUUUCCACCUGGCCCAGGCUGUUGGUGAGCAGGGACGGGAAGCCUAGCUAUUACACCCCCAUCGCACCCAAAGACAUGCGCGAUUACAGGAAGGUUCUGGGGUGGAUGAAGACCGUCUGGCUGCCGAUCGUUCCGGAAUUGACCUCUUCCAACGCGCAAGAGGUCAUGGAUGGCAAGCUCGUUGUUCUUGGUAUCCUUAACAGAGAGAGGACGGAUGAGUUCGAGAGCGCGAAGCGUGAAAUUAAGAAUGCUGCUAUCGAAUGGAUGGACAAGCAAAUCCAGCAGUUCCAGCUCGAGAGACAGGAGCUUCGCGAUGCGAAACAGCUGCGGAUCGAGGAAGCGGAGGACCGUAACGACCAGCGCGCGCUUCGCGCCGCUAAGAGCAUCCGCAUCAACAUGGAUGAGAUUGAGCGCAAGGAAGUUGCUUUCGCUUGGGUCGACGGCAUUUUCUGGGAGCGUUGGAUCAGGACGACAUACGGUAUUGAUGUGAAGGACGGUGAGAAGGUCAUUAUCAAUGAUGAAGACAACCGCCGCUAUUGGGACCAAACUUUCACUGGAAACCCGAUCAUCCCUUCCCGCACUUCAAUUCUUGAGACGCUUUCCAAGGUUACUCGUGACCCGCCGGCUCUCACCCCAAAGUCCACCAUUGGCGCUGUUUCGAUGUUCUUCUUCACGAUCAAGCAAUUCUUGGCCGGCCACCCUUUCCUAUCCGUCGGCAUCAUCCUUGGUGUUGUCCUCGCUGCGACCUACUUCGGUCGCGGUCGCUUCAGGCGCGGGAAGACAUUUGGGACCAGCGGUGGCUUCUUCCAGCUGCCAACAGGAAACGAGAAAGAUGGUCUUUUGGGCGCAGUCAAUGGGGGCGCCGCUAAAACGGAUUGA